Phytophthora sojae is the source of this 468-nucleotide messenger RNA. RefSeq lists its product as hypothetical. The annotation marks the transcript as partial. The transcript has 2 exons. The record is from RefSeq and is a predicted model, not a curated record. Lineage: Eukaryota; Oomycota; Peronosporomycetes; Peronosporales; Peronosporaceae.
GCCGAACUCGCAAAGCUUGUGGAAGCCCGCGAGCCGCUUCUCAAACACACAUUCGGCUUCAUUGAUGGGAAGAACUUAAGGGUUCAGCAGCCGUCGAAUGCGGACUUGCAGAACGCCAUGUAUAACGGGUGGUUGCACUCCGUUUUCGUGACUGGCACAAUCUGCUUCGCAGCCGACGGCCGCAUCAUUUGGUGUAAGCACAAUUGCCCCGGGUCGUGGAACGACUCCGACUCCUCCUUGGACUUCCGUUCCAAGUUGCUCGACCCUACCCUUUGCCCGGACACACGUAUGAACGUGGUGUCGGACUCGGCCUUCCCGUGUUCGCCCAGCAUGGUCGGUCGCAUCCUGACUACUCUCAAAGAUGGCGAUCUCGAGAGGAUUCUCCCGUCGCUGAGAAGCUCCGCGCGGGCGCUUCAUAACGCCAUCACGUCCGUGAGGCAGGCGGCGGAGUGGGGCAUGGGGAGCAUG